AUGGUCGCCACAACUACAGAACAAUUGACAUCCCUCGCCAGCACCACCGUCAUCGUCCAUCCCCUGGUGUUGCUUUCUGUAACCGACCACCACGCUCGAGCGGUACCUCGCAGCUCCAGCAAGCGUGUAAUCGGCGUGCUUCUUGGGCAAGACAAUGGCAAGACGAUAAACGUCGCCAACUCAUACGGUAUUCCUUUCGAAGAGGAUGAGAAAGACAGCAAGACAUGGUUCUUGGAUCACAACUAUAUCGAGUCAAUGUAUGAGCUCUUCAAGAAGGUCAAUGCUCGCGAAAGAAUGAUUGGGUGGUAUCAUUCAGGUCCAAAGCUGCGCGCGUCUGAUCAGGAAAUCAACGAGCUUUUCAAACGAUACAUUGCUCGCCCUGUCAUGGUGAUAGUGGACGUACGCCCGCAGACGGUCGGCAUUCCGACAGACGCAUACUUCGCUGUGGAGGAGAUCAAAGACGACGGCACCGAAACAAGGAAAACGUUCCUCCACGUACCAUCAGCUAUCGAGGCAGAAGAAGCAGAGGAGAUCGGUGUUGAGCACCUGCUCCGCGAUAUCAAAGACUCAACAACAACAACACUUUCCACCCGAGUCAGCGAGCAACUUUCGUCUCUCCGGGGUCUGCAAUCACGGCUAGGCGAUGUGCAGAAGUAUCUCGUUGACGUGGCUUCAGGCUCGAUGCCGGUAAACCACCAGAUCGUUUAUUACCUGCAGGACAUCCUGAACCUCCUACCCGACCUCUCCGAUCCCACUCUCACUUCCAGCGUCACAACCAACACCAACGACCAGCUUCUUGUCGUUUACCUCAGCAGUUUGCUUCGCGCUGUCAUUGCUCUGCACGCAUUAGUCGACAACAAGGCGUCAAUAGGGCGGUCAGAGUUGCAAGACGGCGGUGAUGACAAGGAGAAGGAGAAGAAAGGCCCCAAGUCGGAGAAGAAGGGUGACAAGGACGAUAAGACGAAAGAGUCGAGUACACCCGAGAAGAAGUAG
This is a messenger RNA of Pleurotus ostreatus (oyster mushroom), 993 nucleotides long. It is a transcript of the gene RPN8, whose product is annotated as proteasome regulatory particle subunit. The transcript is spliced from 5 exons. Gene Ontology annotation, molecular function: metallopeptidase activity; protein binding. The record is from RefSeq and is a predicted model, not a curated record. Gene Ontology annotation, cellular component: proteasome regulatory particle; proteasome complex. Bases 1 to 993 code for a protein of 330 amino acids. NCBI's taxonomy places the organism in Eukaryota, Fungi, Basidiomycota, Agaricomycetes, Agaricales, Pleurotaceae. Gene Ontology annotation, biological process: proteasome-mediated ubiquitin-dependent protein catabolic process.